Schistosoma intercalatum is the source of this 6601-nucleotide messenger RNA. NCBI's taxonomy places the organism in Eukaryota, Metazoa, Platyhelminthes, Trematoda, Strigeidida, Schistosomatidae. The record is from the annotation of a GenBank genome assembly.
UUUGGAUCUAGUACAAUAAUAAUUGGCGGGUAAACGAACUGUGAGGGACGUGAUGAUUUUAACGGCGACGCGACGUUUCGCCCUGAACAGAUUUGAUAGAUGGACUUAUUUCAAGCAGUACAGUGCGUAUUACUCCCUAGGCUCAAAUGAUUCAUCGGAAGAUAAGUCUCAACAGUCUUGGUGGAGUGGGAAAAAUGCAUGGAAAAUAGGUUGUUUUACUUUGGGAUGUUCCAGUUUGUUUGCGGUUGGGUUUGCCGUGGCUACUUGGGGUCCUCCGAAAAAGGAUGAUAACGGAGUUGAAAUUGAAGACAAUUUUAGUCGAAAACCAAUUAUCUGGGGAUACCUUUGUCGGACUUUCAGUUCUCUGCUUGAAUUCAAUCAAAGCAUAAAGGAUCCUGUUAGUGAAAAACUCCUUCCAGAUCCAGUACAACCUCCAUAUUACCAACCACCAUAUACUCUUGUUCUGGAGAUGACCGACGUGCUUGUUCAUCCUGAUUGGAAGUUUCGCUCAGGUUGGCGCUUUAAGAAAAGGGCAGCGUUAGAUUUGUUUUUGCAACAGCUAUCUCCUCACUAUGAGGUUGUUGUCUAUACAAACGAAUCAGUAAUGGUAAGUUUGAACAUUUUUGGAAAUUUUAGUUUGGAGGAAUAAUUAGGUACACCUUUUGCAUUGUUGGUAUCAGUAACUUGCAAUAUAUAUCGUUAACGUAUGUUCUUUCCAAUUUGCGUUCAGUCUUUAACGACACCGAAAAUCGCGAGUAAAUCUAGUCCUAUCAUGCUAGAUGAGACUUGUAUAAAAGUGAAUCUUCUGACGGGAUGAAUAAAAUUACUAAAGAACCAACAUAUGGGUGGUUUCUGUAAAAACAGGUCAUGGUAAUUUAGAUGAAUAUUUUCCCAGAUGGGAAUAUAAGAGUUGAUAAAACCUUAGAAGUGGUUAAGUACUUAUUAGUGUGUAGCAGCCUAAUCUUUAGGUCUUAUCAGACUAGCUAUAGCUAAUCUGAAACGAGGAUCAGCAGCUGGUCCAGAUGGAUUGACUCCAGAUGUCUUUAAAGAUGGUGGUCCAGUUUUAGCGAUUAGGUGGACUAAUAUGUUAGCUAAGAUCUGGGAGUUGGACGUGAUCUCAUCCGACUGGUCACAAUAUUUAAGAAAGGGUCGAAAUCGUCCUGUGAUAACCAUAGAGGGAUUAGUUCGACUAAUAUAGCAUCUAAAAUACUAGCCUAAAUAACCAUCGGUCGCCUGAUAAAGACUCGUGAACUGCAAACACGAGAAAAUCAAGCUGGCUUCAGACCUGUUCGUGGCUGAAUAGACAACGUAUUCACCGUUCGUCAGGUUCUAGAACACAGGAAUGCUUAUUGGCGUCCGACAAUGGUGGUCUUUCUUGACUUAAAAGCAGCGUUUGAGUCCGUAGACCGCGAGAUCCUGUGGCAGUGUCUGUCAUUGAAAGGCGUACCUCAGAAGUACAUAAACCUUGUAAAGUCUCUUUACUCAAACACCACUAGUCGAAUCAGAGCUUAUGGCGAACUGUCAUCUAAUUUUGCAACCUCAAGUGAUAUCCAUCAAGGCUGUCCACUUUCCCUAUUUUUGUUCAAAUUCAUAGACCUACUGAUGGGAAUAACGCUCUCAUCGAUUGAAUUUUCUGGCAUUGAUCUCCCACCAGGAGGUCUACUUAUCGACUUAGAAUACGCAGAUGAUAUAGUCCUGUUUGGCGAAGACACUGAUAAAAUGCAGUCUUUUGAUAACACUGAGCAACAAUGCCAGGAUGUUUGGGAUGCGUUUCUCCCCCUCUAAAUGCCAGUUGUUGCUUCAGGACUGGCCUGCGUCAACACCUGAACUAAGGAUAGGGAGUGAAGUAGUCGACAAAUUCGAUCACAAUGGCGUCGGUGUAUACACUCCUUAUCUUCUCUUAAGCUAUGAGAUUAAAAUCGUCUCAUAUCUUUCUUUCUACAAACUAAUUUUGUCAUCCUGUACUAUGUCCUUGUAUGCAAAUUUUCUUUAUAUAUUACCACCACUGAAUUAACUACUUCUAGGAAUCCAUGUUCAUUUUGUUGUGCUAAUGAGGUAUGGUAACUUGGACCGAUGCACAUAUGUGCCUGGUCGUACAUUGUAGCUGGCUGACUUAUCAAGUCUGAAAGGCAAAGCGAUGUGUACUUGUAUUUGGGAUGUUUCGCACUCAUGGAUUGUUCGUUAAAUGUAAACAGCGUCCGAUUAAAUAAAUAUUUCCGAAAAAGGGGCGUAAGUUGUAAUCUCUUCACCAUAAUGGCAAAAUAAAUUAGUGCUUGGAUUUCGUGAAGCUCUGCAUUGCGGUUCUCCCAGGAUUUUCCAGACUUCAUCUAUUGUAUUCAAACUAGUACAACCAACGUGGAACCAACUACAGUUCAUAAGUUUUGAUUUAUUCCUGCAGUGUUCAUAUAGCUCAAUCUAUCUCGACUGCUAGUCGUGAAGUAUUUUGAUGGACUUUGGAAAUUAGACUUCACUCAUUUAGAUCAGUAAAUGUAGUCUCGCUGAAUCUUACAUCAUUUACAUCUUAUAGGUGUCAUUACCGAGGUUUGCUUGCUAAUUUCAAAUAAAUAGAGCAUUGAGUAGAUUGUUAUUAUUAAGAAUAAUAUGUUUGUAAUAUUCCAAUGAGUAGAAACAUUAAAUUUUUAGAUUUUCUGAUGUUUCGUUACUCAGUGUAGGCCAUUUCAGAGAAUAAAUAAAUAAGUUUAAUUGAUCCAAAUUUAAAUAGAAGGUAAGAACACUUGGUAUUAUCAUUAUUAUUAUUACCAUCUAUUUAUUUUUUAAACACAAACAUUGGUACAAGGAGGCACCAAAUGUAUACCCGCCGCACAGAUCAUUCUAUUUUUGUAUGGUCCGGAAUACUUCUCGGGUGCCCAAACCUGAGCAAGUGGUUUUCUCAGGUGCCGAACCCUUGACCUGAAGGUCUAAUCCACAAGACAGUAGAGCAACGUUAGGAGAUGCAGUCACAUGUUAGCCGAUGACCAUGUAAAGGCAUUUUGAGAGGGAAUGCUGACUCUCUCCACACUCGGCAUUUGGGGGGUGAGAAUAUUUGGUGCGAUCAAUCAAAAACAAGUCUGAUCAAGUCAAUGUCAUGUCAUUCCGGUCAGGGUGAUCUAUGUGCUGCAUGUUUGUUUAUUUAUGUUAAAGAGUGAAAGAACUGCAAAAUCUGUGGUAUGAAAGGAUACGGUUGAAUUUGUGUAUACGAUAGUGGUGUAAGAUGUGAAUAGAAUCAGACACGAUAGCUCGGAUGGAUGGUCCUGGUCGGAUAGAUAGUGAGGCAUUUUUUUCUAUUGAGGAAAAUAUGAUUACGUAAUAAAUGUAAAGCUUCAGCUGCUCGCUUUUCUUUGUAGUUGGAAAAGCCUUUUUUGUAUUAUUUUGAUGUUUUUAAUAUUGACUUGAUGGUUAUUGAAAAUUGCGUGAACUGCUACUAUCGAUCUAAUUUUGAGUCUUUUCAAUUCUUUUGGAUUAUUUGGAGCUUCCCUUGUGCACCUAAGAUGUUCUUUGGCUCUAGUCAAGAUUUCACGAGAUGACUCUACAAUGUUAAAGGUGUCACAACCGACACAUCCUAAUUUGUAGACAUAAUUCUGUUAUGCGAACUGAACUAUUUCGAAGGGUGUUCGUUGUUUUGUGAUAUAUUUUAAUCCUGUAUUGUUUUAAGACUCUUUGGAGUUCUGUUAUUGUACAUACAAAUUCAACUCUAUCCUUUCGUACCACAAAUUUCGCACUUUUUCAUCCUUUAACAUACAUAAACAAACAUGCAGCACAUAAACCACAUUGACCUCAAUGAUAUUGACUUGAUCAGACCUGUUUUUAAUUGAUCGCGCCGAAUAUUCUUGCUUUGUUCUAUUUAAACGUGGGUUGAUUUAACUUGUUUAUUUAUUCCCUGACGAAGUGGCGUAUACUGAGUCACGAAACAGAAAAUUUAAAAAAUUCUACUCAUUGGAAUAUUACAAAUAUAUUAUUUUCUAUUAGUCAUUUGCUUUUGUUUGUAACUGCUUACUGCGUGGAUACGCGCUGACAAAAUCUUUUCAGUAUUAUUUAUAAGUAAUUUCACUGUUUCGAAGAUUGGAGGUCCUGUCUUGGCUCAGAUGGAUCCUCAAGGACAGUUUAUUCACUUUCGACUGUUUCGCGAAGCAACCCGCUAUAAAGGAGGAAAACACAUCAAGGAUCUGUCAUGUCUUAAUAGAGAUCUCUCUCGUGUGGUGUUCGUUGACUGGGAUCCUGCUGCAGCUCAGUUGCAACCACGCAAUUCACUGAUUAUAAAACGUUGGGAUGGCGAUGAGUCAGACAGAGAAUUGAUAGACUUAGCUGCCUUCCUAAGAAGUAAGUACAGCCCUUAGCGAAAUAGAGAUUUGAAACAUCAGUAACUUUGUGAUAUUAUGAGGAAGCAUUGACGUUAAUAGUCAGGCUUUGAUUCCGUUUAUAAGUAAGCAACUAGUAAAAUUUACAUUCCCCAGUUUCUUAUGUCUUGGAUACUUACUUACGUCUGUUACCUCUCGUGGGGCACACGCCCUCCAAUCAGGGAUUUUCAACCAACUACGUUCUGGGCUCUCCUUUCCAGUUGCCAAGUGCUAUUCUUUAAAUGUCUGUGUCCGGCGUAGUGUGUGCUUUGGAUUAUAUUUCUUAUGUUUUCUCCGAAGAUUCCGAGUUAGGUCUAGCUUUGUGAUGCAGUUUGAUUAUUUCCGUAAGGUACGACCUGUUCACCUUCAGCACCUUUUUCUAAUUUCCACCUCAGCUGGAAGCUGGUUUGUUCUCUGCCACAGUAGGUUGUUGCUAAUAGUAUCUGGUCUAUGAAUCUGGAGUAUCUGGUGUCAAUAUCUAUUCUUAACUACCUGUACCUUUUUAUGAUGAUUGUAGUUCUCCAAGUUUCAGCUCCCCACAAUAGAACUGUCUUAGUGUUAGUAUUGAAAAUUCACAUUGGUUUUGGUUAAGCUGUCUUGAGUCCCAUAUGUUCUUCAAUUGUAGGAAUGGUGCCCUUGCUUUGCCAAUCCAUGCCUUCACCUCUGCAUUAGACCCCCCUUGUUUUUCAAUGGUACUACCCAGGUAUGUUGGAUAGUUGUAGUAAGGUUGUAAUAGACACUUUUAAUGCUGCCUUUCCAGUUGUCCAUGGCCUCUUUAGCUUCGGUUUCAACUUAGUAACCACCAAGUGAUGAUCUGAACCAAUAUCAACUCCUCACUUUGUUCUCAAGUCCUUCAUGGACCUUCUAGAGUCUUUAUUAAUUCAGGUAUGAUUGAUUUGUAGUGUUAUCAGUUGAAACCCAUGUAGCUGGGGGAGACUAUAAUUUAUGGACAAACUAAACAGAUUUAGGAUAACUGGUCUUGGUUUUUGGCGCGAAUUUUUUCCACCCAUUUAUCUAAAUAACGUUUCGGCAUUUAAGCUGAUUUCAGUUCGUGAUGAAAACCAUAAAUCUAAUUCCUAAUCUUAACCAUCAAUUGUAAAUCAUGGUCCUUAUUCUUCAAACUGCUUUAUAACCCUCAUUUAGCCCUAGUAAAUUGGUGGACGUUCCCAAAGGUCGUCCAUAAAUUAUAGUCUCACGAGAAAAUGGUUCCACUUAUAACGAUGUUAAUGAGAGUACAUAGAUUGGCUAGCUUCCCACUAUUCUCAUUUCUUUCUGCUAGUCCAUAUCGCCCUAUUGUACUUUCAUGUCCCGUGUUGUCCAUACAGACCUUAGCAUUCAGGGCCACCAUUAAGAUGGUCAGUUCUUUUCCUGCGCAGUUCUUUACGAUAGACUCCAACCAUAUAAAACCGUAUUUUGCCUAUAAGUGUGUUGUUUUACUGAGAAAAAUCCUAUCCAGCUGACUAGUCGUGUCUCUAGUGUAAAUUCAUCAUACGUUUGUUCCAUCAAGUCGACGACAUUGUAUCGUUUCUUUUCAACUGUUAAUCAAGGUUAAAUUCACUCAUUUUAGCAACCCCAAAAUAUACAUAAUCAUGACGCAUCUAGAACUAUGCUCCAUAUUUGUUUUACUUCCGUACAGAAUAGGAUGUUGGUAUCUAUUUUUAGUAGCAUGUAUCCUAUUUCAAUUUCGCCCAUUGGUUUUUCGUGUACAAAACCAUCGGUAUCGGAAGGUUAGGAAUGGGACUUCCUUAAUUUCCAGGUUGAAGUUACAAGACAAACUCAUGGUGACUAGUCAACCGCUAUCAAUUAAUCGUAGUCAGUAACUAUUUAAAUAUCUCGUUCUGAAACUUGGUGAAAUUUACCGCUCCUUUCAGCUCUAGUUUACCGGUUGUUACAUUUUCAAAUGCUCGUCAACUAGCCUUAUCAUAUGUUCCUCUGUUCUUAAUUAUUCAUAAUUUUCCAGUGAUUGCAAUGGGGAGUGUAGAUGAUGUUCGCCUUGUGCUAGAUUACUACAGAGAGUUCGAUGAUCCGCUAGCCUUCUUCCGUGAAAAGCAUGAAGAACUUAUGGAAAUUCAAGCCAAACGUAAACAGGAAACAGAUAAAGCUUUAUCGAAACGCAUUCGACCAACAUUUUCAUUUACUGGUAUGGCUAGAUCCUGAUAUUAUUGAUUUUACCAGCAAUAACAUCUCAGAACGUUGUACAGGAAUAAUCCUCAAGGGGAUUUUGAAAUCCUCUUGUUUUUAUAUAAAUAUAAUCUUAUGUGCUUGAA